AUGGCAGUAGAAAUGGUUACCGGUGUUCUAGUUUCCACUUUCCUCGAGAGGACUAUCGACACUUUGGCUUUUCGUCUUGUCGACAUAUUUCAUCAAAGAAAGCAUAAGAAGCAACUCAGCAACUUGAAGAUGAAGCUGCUAGCCAUUGAUGUUGUGGCGUUUGAAGCAGAACAAAAGCAGUUCACAGAUCCACGUGUCAGAGAUUGGCUUCUCAGGGCCAAAGACGUUGUGAUUGAUGCAGAAGAUCUCUUGGAUGAGAUAGAUUAUGAACUCUCCAAAACCCAAGUGGAAGCUGAGUCUCAGAGUGCAUCUAAGAAGGUGUGGAAUUCCCUCGACUCUUCUUUCUUUGAAAUUGAAUUUGAACCCAUGAUGGAACAAGUCAUUGAGGACCUAGAAGAACUUGCAAUCCAAAGCGAUUUUCUAGGUUUGAAAAAGGUUGGUGGUGUUGGGGUUGGAUCAGGAUCCGGUAGUAAAUUAGCACAUACAUCUUUGCCAAAUGAAAGUGUUAUCUAUGGCAGAGAUGAUGACAAAGAAUUUGUCCUUAACUGGCUCACAUCGGACACUCACAACAACCUAUCUAUACUUUCUAUUGUGGGCAUGGGUGGGAUGGGUAAGACCUCUCUUGCCCAACAUGUAUUCAACGACCCAAGGCUUGAAGAAGCUAACUUUGAUACUAAAGUUUGGGUCAGUGUUCCACAGGAAUUUGAUGUUCUAAAAGUAUCAAGAGCAAUUCUUGACACAAUAACUGGUUCCACUGAUCAUAGUAUACAGCAUGAAGUAAUUCAGAAAAGACUGAAAGAAGAACUUAUGGGAAAGAAAUUUCUUCUCAAAUUUCUUCUCGUUUUGGAUGAUGUUUGGAACGAACGACCAUCUAAAUGGGAAGAUGUGCAGAAGCCCCUUGUUUUCGGAGGCCAAGGCAGUAGAAUUCUUGUCACUACACGGAGUGAGAAGGUUGCUGUUACCAUGCGAUCAGAAAAGCGCCUCCUGCAGGUAUUAAAAAAAGAUUAUUGUUGGGACUUGUUCGCAAAGCAUGCAUUCCAAAAUGCUAAUCCCCAACCAGACUCAGACUUCAUAGAGAUUGGUAAGAAGAUAGUUGAAAAAUGUAAUGGACUUCCUUUAGCCUUAAAAACUAUGGGAAGUCUAUUACACAAUAAAUCAUCCCUUUGGGAGUGGGAAAGUAUUAUGAAGAGUGAGAUAUGGGAUUUUUUAGAAAAUGAAAGUGAUAUACUCCCUGCUUUAAGACUGAGCUAUUUCCACCUUCCUUCUCAUCUGAAGAAAUGCUUUGCUUUUUGUGCCUUAUUUCCCAAAGGUUAUUGGUUUGAGAAGGAGUGGUUAAUUCAAUUGUGGUUGGCUGAAAAUUUCCUAGAAAACCCUCUACAGAAAAAGAGUCCUAAAGAAGUUGGAGAAGAAUAUUGCAAUGAUCUAUUAUCUUGGUCAUUCUUUCAACAGUCAAGCAACGAAAAGGAGAAGUGUUUUAUCAUGCAUGACCUUAUAAAUGAUUUGGCAAAAUACGUCUGUGAAGACAUAUGUAUCAGGUUAGGUGUUGAUGAACCAAAAGGUAUACCCAAAACAACCCGCCAUUGUUUAUUUUCAUACUCUAAAUUAGGUUUUGAUGGGUUUGGGAGUUCGAUUAAUACUCAAAAGUUGCAUACAUUUACGACAACAAAACGGAUUUGGGGUUGGGAUUGCAAGAUGUCCAUAGACGAUUUGUUCUCGAGAUUUAAGUUAAUACGUGUGUUAUCUUUGUAUAAUUGUCGUAGCCUUACCGAGGUGCCUAAAUCUAUAGGGAAUCUUAAGCAUCUUCGUUCAUUAGAUCUAUCCUUGACUCAAAUAGAGAAACUGCCCGACUCAAUAAGUUUACUCUACAAGUUGCAAAUACUGCAGCUGAACUAUUGUCGAAAACUAAAGGAGCUUCCCUCAUGUUUACAUCAACUCCACAAUUUGCGUCGUCUUGAAUUAGUACAUGUUGGAGUGAAAAAUGUGAUAGCACAUUUGGGAAAGUUGAAGAAUGUUCAAGUAUCGAUGAGUUCGUUUCAUGUUGAGAAAAGUAAGGAAAUCAAUUUUCAGCAAUUAGGAGAACUCGAUCUUCAUGGAAGUCUAACAAUUGAUGAACUGCAGAAUAUUGAGAAUCCCUCCUUUGCAUUGGAAGUAGAUUUGAAGAACAAACCACAUCUUACGGAACUACGGUUAGAAUGGAAUUUCAUUGGCAGCUCCUUUGUUGAUUCAGAAAAGGCUGAGAAUGUAAUUGAGAAUCUACGUCCUACAAAACAUUUGAAGAAGUUGUCAAUAAGAAACUAUAUUGGUAAACAAUUUCCAGAUUGGCUACUUCAUAAUUCAUUACCGAAUCUGGUGUCCUUAAAGUUGGAGGGAUGUGAAUCUUGUCAACGUUUACCUCCGCUUGGACUUUUGCCAUUUCUCAAUUACCUGGAGAUUUCAGGGUUUGAUGAGAUAGUGAGUAUUGAUGCUGAUUUUCAUGGGAACAACUCUUCUUCAUUUAAAUCCCUUCAAACAUUGUAUUUCUCCGAUAUGUGGCAAUGGGAAAAGUGGGACUGCCAAGCUGUGACAGGUGCUUUUCCAUGUUUACGAGAUAUUUCAAUUGAAAAUUGUCCCAAGCUGAAAGGACACCUGCCAAAGUUUGUUGCUUUAAAAUUUCUAAAACUGAUUCACUGCGAACAAUUCGAAGCGGUAAGAGUUGAAGAGUUGUCCAUUUGUUCACCUCUGGAGUCAAUAAGUGAUGAUUGUGUCUGUCUAAGGGUCUUUCCACUAGAUUUCUUCCCAACACUCGGGGUUCUCCUACUCAGUGGAUUUCCUAAUCUACAGAUGAUUUCACAUAAUCAUGUUCACAAUCAUCUCUAUUAUAUGAUUAUCAAAGAGUGCCCUAAAUUUGAAUCAUUGCCUGCAAACAUGCAUAUGCUGCUUCCGUCUCUCGAACACCUAAAGAUAGAAGAUUGUCCAAGACUUGUGUCGUUUUCUGAUGAAGGUUUGCCAUUAAAUCUAAAACACAUCACACUGAAUUGCUUUAGACUUGUUGGCUCACUGAAAAGAGUUUUAGAAGACCGUCCUUCUUCGUUGGAAAGUUUAACGAUUGAAAAAGUAGAGGCAGAAUGUUUUCCAGAUGAAGGUUUGCUUCCACUCUGUCUUUUCUCUCUAACAAUAUCUGAUUGUCGAAAUCUAAAAAAACUGAACUACAAGGGUCUCUUAGAACUCUCAUAUCUUGGAAGACUGUAUCUUUGGAACUGUCCCAACCUCCAAUGCUUACCAGAGGAGGGUCUUCCCAAAUCAAUUUCUAGUCUUGAAAUAAUCAACUGUCCUUUGCUGAAACAGCCUUGCCACAAAGAAGGAGGCGAAGACUGAGAAAAGAUUUCUCACAUUCAACCUAUUAAUAGGAUAGUGAG
This is a messenger RNA of Vigna umbellata (rice bean), 3395 nucleotides long. The record is from RefSeq and is a predicted model, not a curated record. NCBI's taxonomy places the organism in Eukaryota, Viridiplantae, Streptophyta, Magnoliopsida, Fabales, Fabaceae.